Molecule: messenger RNA, 545 nt
Organism: Rubroshorea leprosula
Lineage: Eukaryota; Viridiplantae; Streptophyta; Magnoliopsida; Malvales; Dipterocarpaceae
Source: the annotation of a GenBank genome assembly
GAGAUGUUGCAUUUGCACAUAUUCUAGCAUUUGAGGUGCCUUCAGCUAGUGGGAGAUAUUGCAUGGUUGAAAGAACUGCAGACUAUUCUGAGGUGUUGAACAUCUUAGAUGCAUUCUACCCUGAUUUGCACCUCAACGAAAAAUUUAAAGAUAAGGAUGUUGGGAUACUGUUUAAGGUAUCCAAGGAGAGAGCAAUAAGCUUGGGUGUGAAUUUCAUUCCUCUGCAGGUGAGUCUAAAGGAUACUGUUGAAAACUUAAAAGAAAAGGGUUUCUUAAGUAUAUGACUCUAAAAGGCUUCAAUGUUAUCCCAUGAAAUUCAUUUUUCCUUCUGUUCCCCUGUUUUUAUUCUCCAAGUGUGAUUGUGUGAAGUGAGUGACAACAAUUCCACUUUAAGUUGGUGACCAAAAUCUUAUUUCAAAAGUUGUUAUAGGCUAGGGUAGCAAGUAGCAAGGACUUGGGUUUCAAGUCUUGACAGAGUCGCAUAGGUGUUCGUUAUGUUGCGAUGUACCAUUUACAUUUGACUUUCACACUUCAAUUUUAGCAUG